CCCCUUCUCCCCUUCCAUUCACUGAUACACAAUUCUAGAGAGAGAAAGUCAGUUUUAGAGAGAGAAAAUGUCGUUACCGAAACCUGAAUUAGGUCACAAAACGUUCCCGCCGAUCGAGAAAUGCGUCGUAUCCGCCGUUAACCACCGGUCAGUCGCGGCGGAUCUCGACGGAACUCUGCUGAAAUCGUCGUCGGCUUUCCCGUACUACAUGCUCGUAGCGAUCGAAGCCGGCAGUCUCCUCCGCGGCCUCGUUCUGUUACUCUCGUUUCCGAUCGUCGCUAUCGCGUACAUUUUUGUCUCUGAAGCUUUAGCGAUCCAGAUGCUGAUUUUCAUCUCGUUUUCCGGUCUGAAAGUGAAGGAUAUCGAACUCGCGUCACGCGCCGUCCUGCCGCGGUUCUACGCGGCGGAUGUGAGGAGUGAUAGUUUCGAGGUUUUUAAUAGGUGUGAGAGGAAGGUUGUUGUGACGGCGAAUCCGGUGGUGAUGGUGGAUGCGUUUGUGAAGGAUUAUUUGGGAGCGGAGAAGGUGUUAGGGACGGAGAUUGAGGUGAAUGAGAAGACGAAGAGAGCUACUGGAUUUGUUAAGGAGCCUGGUGUUUUGGUUAGUAAAUGGAAGAAGCUAGCGGUUUUGAAGGAGUUUGGGGAUGAUUCGCCGGAUAUUGGACUCGGUGAUCGGAAAUCUGAUCAUGAUUUCAUGUCCGUUUGCAAGGAAGGUUUCAUGGUGCCAAAAGAUAAAUCAGCAGCCAUAGUAUCACCAGAUCGCCUUAAAACCCGAUUGAUCUUCCAUGACGGUCGCCUGGUCCAGCGGCCCGACCCGCUUAAUGCUCUCAUCACCUACAUCUGGCUGCCAUUCGGGUUCAUUUUGUCGCUUAUUCGUGUCUACUUCAAUCUCCCAUUGCCUGAGCGUAUAGUUCGUUACACAUACGGCAUGCUUGGAAUCAAGCUUGUGAUUCGUGGGACCCCGCCGCCUGCUCCAUCACCCGGGACCCCUGGAAACCUUUACGUGUGCAAUCACCGCACAGCUCUUGACCCGAUAAUCAUAGCCAUUGCACUUGGGCGCAAACCGUUUUGUGUUACUUACAGUGUUAGCAAACUCUCGAGAUUCAUGUCACCAAUUCCCGCAAUUGCCCUCACUCGUGAUCGUGAAGCGGAUGCUGCCCGUAUCAAAGAGUUACUCCAGAAAGGGGACCUAGUGGUCUGCCCGGAAGGCACCACUUGUCGUGAACCUUUCUUACUACGGUUCAGUGCCUUGUUUGCUGAGUUAAGUGACAGGAUUGUCCCAGUGGCUAUGAACCUUAAACAGAACAUGUUCCAUGGUACAACGGUUCGCGGUGUUAAGUUCUGGGACCCGUAUUUCUACUUCAUGAACCCGAGUCCAACAUAUGAGAUCACGUUCCUUGAGCGUUUGCCCAAGGAAAUGACAGUUAAAGGUGGCGGAAAAUCAUCUAUCGAGGUAGCGAAUCAUGUGCAGAAAGUGUUGGGUGGUGUUCUUGGAUUUGAAUGCACCAAUUUGACAAGGAAAGACAAGUAUCUGUUACUUGGUGGGAAUGAUGGGAAGGUGGAGUCAAUGUAUGGCAAGAAGUCAACAUAAUUCAAGUUAGUCAAGUAACUUGGUGGUGGAAGGUGGUGGUGGGUGGGUGGGUGGUGAUGGUUAUUGGCUAAUGACUACUUUACUUGUGGUAUUAUAUUUGAACUUGCACCGUGAAACACUCUUUAGAUUCUUUUAAAUGUGAUGAAGUUGCUUUUGGUAUUAUAUGGUUGUUCAUCCAUCGUAUUGGGUAGACGAGCAAAUAAAGAUUCAAUA
Molecule: messenger RNA, 1801 nt
Organism: Helianthus annuus (common sunflower)
Lineage: Eukaryota; Viridiplantae; Streptophyta; Magnoliopsida; Asterales; Asteraceae
Product: probable glycerol-3-phosphate acyltransferase 8
Exons: 2
Coding region: 68-1588 (506 amino acids)
Biological process (GO): cutin biosynthetic process
Cellular component (GO): membrane
Molecular function (GO): glycerol-3-phosphate 2-O-acyltransferase activity; phosphatase activity
Source: RefSeq, a predicted model, not a curated record